AUGUUGCUGGCGGCGCGGGCCGAGUAUCUCGCGCCCUGGUGGACGUCCUGGCUGCACGGGCUCCCCCAUUUGAGCUUCAGCUUGCGACCCGUGCCCAACGCUUUCCGCCCGAGGGACGACGACUACCAGCAGUCCUUGAUCCUCUUGGCUCUGACCGGAGUUCUCUUCUUGGGUCUCAACCUGGUUUUCCUUGGCAUCUAUCUCAUUUGCCUGUCUUGCUGCAAGAAGGAGGAAGAGUCGGAGACUAAGAAGCCCAAUUCUUGCUGCAUCACCUGGACUGCAGUGGUAGCCGCUCUCAUGUGUUGUGCGGCUGUUGGCAUUGGGUUUUAUGGCAACAGUGAAACCAACGAUGGGAUUUAUCAGCUGAUCUACGCCCUUGAUAAUGCUAAUCACACCCUCUCAGGGGUUGAUUCACUGGUCUCAGGCACUACUACACAGAUGAAAAUAGUUCUGGAGCAGCAUGUGGCCCGCUUGAAUGAGAUCUUUGCAACCCACAGUGAAUAUGUACAGACACUCAAAUUCAUGCAGCAGAUGGCAGACAAUAUUGUGUUGCAACUGUCAGGGCUCCCUACCUGGAGUGAUGUCACUGUAGACUUGUCCAUGAUUGCCAAUGAAGUCAGCUAUGUAGAAUAUUAUAGAUGGCUCUCUUACCUCUUGCUGUUCAUUCUGGACUUGGUGAUUUGCCUUAUUGCUUGCCUGGGGCUGACUAAGCACUCCAGAUGUCUGCUUAUUACGAUGCUGUGCUGUGGACUUUUCACACUUUGUCUCAGCUGGGCUUCCUUUGCAGCAGAUGUUUCAGCAGCAGUGGGUACCAGUGACUUUUGCGUGUCCCCAGAUGAAUUCAUUGUGAAUAUGACAAAAAGUGACCUCAGUGCAGAAAUCGUACAAUACUAUCUGUAUUGUAGACAAAGUCUGACCAACCCCUUUCAACAGGCCCUGACUAUUUACCAGCGUUCUCUCACAACUAUGCAGAUCCAGAUUCAGGGUCUUGUGCAGUUUGCAGUGCCUUUUUUCCCAACAGCCAAAAAAGACCUGCUUGAUAUACAGAAGUUAUUGAACUACUCUGAAAUCAAUCUCCACCAGCUGACUGCCAUGCUGGACUGCAGGGGCCUUCACAAGGAUUACCUGGAUGCCUUGGUUGGGAUCUGCUACGAUGGGGUGGAAGGCUUGCUCUACCUCACCCUCUUCUCUCUGAUGGCUGCUGUAUCCUUCUCCAUCAUCAUAUGUGCCAUGCCUCGAGCCUGGAAACAUUUAGCUAGCAGAGAUCGGGAUUACGAUGACAUAGAUGAAGAGGACCCCUUCAACCCACAGGCUCGACGUAUUGCUGCCCACAAUCCCAAUCGUGGGCAACUCCGUAGUUUCUGUAGCUACAGUAGCAGCCUGGGCAGUCAGACAAGCCUUCAGCCUCCUGCCCAGACCAUCUCCAAUGCACCAGUGUCUGAGUAUAUGAACCAAGCUGUGCUCUUUGGUGGGAAUCCACGGUAUGAAAACGUCCCCCUGAUUGGAAGAGGAUCACCUCCCCCCACGUAUUCUCCAAGUAUGCGAGCCACCUAUCUUGCGGUUAAUGAUGAUUUCCGGCGACAGCCUAGCAACGAAUUUCCAGCCUAGCACUCAGAUUGUAGAGAAGAAACCACCUGCGAUGCUAUAGUGAAACCCAAUAAUAACUCUGAAGGCCCAUAGACUGCUGGGAAUAAGAUUGCUUUCCUAGCAAACUGGUCAGGUGUUCAAAAGGUGUUGAAAACAGAUCAGCUGAAGAAAAUUCCUGCUGGCCGUCCAGGUGCUCUUCAAGGAUUAUCCUGUGUGCUUGACUGGCAGCGUUUCUUCUUCCAAUAUUACGUCUUCCUCCGUUGCAGACCCAGAAUGGUACCCAGAUCUUCCAUCCAAAGAGCUAGGGGUCAGAGGUCUAUUGAUUUCCUGCUCAUUUUCUGUCACUGCUGCAAGUGGCCUCCCCAAACUUUGUUUUCUUACAUUGGGGAGAUGUGAAAUUAGGAUUUGGCUUGUCAUGGGUUUGCAAUUAAGCUAUGAGUCCUGUUUCCUUUUCCUCUGCCCUAAUUUUGGGGCAGUUUUGUUCAUCUCUGAUAGGGUGGUUCAGUCUUCCUUUUUUUGU
Messenger RNA from Protobothrops mucrosquamatus (brown spotted pit viper), 2107 nucleotides. RefSeq names its product tweety family member 2 (gene TTYH2). The coding region runs from base 1 to 1608 and encodes 535 amino acids. Lineage: Eukaryota; Metazoa; Chordata; Lepidosauria; Squamata; Viperidae. Gene Ontology annotation, molecular function: intracellularly calcium-gated chloride channel activity; volume-sensitive chloride channel activity. Gene Ontology annotation, cellular component: plasma membrane. The transcript has 14 exons. The record is from RefSeq and is a predicted model, not a curated record.